GAUCGACACGUAUAUCGAUCCGCCCACCCCUACUACCCUGCCGUGUAAUGGCGAGCUAACAGCAGUAAGACAGCAAACGACUUAUUCCAUCUUCUUUGAAGACGUCAAAAAGACCGAAACAUGUCGGUCAUGUAGUUGUAUCCCUCCGCCAUUCCGACUUUGAAUCCGACGAUGCCGAAGAUGAAACUACCGAUGAAAACGGCCGACGAAGGUGGCGACGAAACGCCAGAUGAGGAGUCAUCGGAUCGGUCGGAGCACCGACACAUCCCCGGGACGGCUUCGACCGGACAUGUAGAUCCACCCCAGCUGGACAAGGAGACAGUUUUCGAGUGGUUCGGCCUUCACCUCAACCCCGCCAGAAGGAUCGAGUUCAUGUGCGGGCUGAUGCAUAUGUGCCAACCCCUGGAGCUUCGUUUUUUAGGCUCCUACUUGGAGGACCUCGCCCGGAAAGACUACCACGUUUUACGGGACUUUGAUUUUCGCGCGAAUAACCAGCAAGAGUUGGCGGUUUUAACGGACGUGAUCGACCCGGUAGUGAGGGCCAAGCUACUGGUGUGUGUGUCGCUGCUCGGGUCUGACAGUAGGGAAUGUGCUGGGGUACUCUUUCGCAUUCUGAGCCAUGUAGACCCGGCCAUGUUGUACAAAAACUACCCCCUUGCUCCAUUCAGGGACCCACACCACUACUCCUUUCACCCGGGGUGUCAGGACGGGAAUAUGUGCCGGAGGACGGAGCCGAACUGCGGCUUCUCAACUACGGAUAUCCCAGUCGGACCUUUGAACCAGUUAGCGCUGCUUUUCACCAUGGCGUCGCUACACCCGGCUUUCCAUUUCCACCAGCGGGAGGCGCUUCGGGAGCAGCUGGAUAAAAUCGAGGUUGCAAUAGAAGACGAGGGACGUCAUCUUGUUCUGAACGCAAAAUCAACAGAGUUGUCAGGCCAGAAAGGCGAAUACACGCCCUCCUCAUCACUGACUUUGGGGGAAAGUGCAGACUCCCAUCCUCCUUGUCAAAGCCGACGCUCCAGACGACGCGCGAUAAAAAGAGAAGCAGUGCAUAUCGAGGGAAUUGUGCUCAAGUGCGUAUCUCGGACCAGAAUAGACAAGGAAUACACCUUUGAGGUGAAGUGGUCCGACUCUUCCUCAAGUAAUGUGACCAAAACUCAUCUGGAACUGGAAAAUUUCCUUUUUAAGCUUCCUAAAGAUCAGUGCACUGAGACCUUCGAGAAGGGCCUGCUGAGACUUUUGAGCCAGGGGGACCAUUAUGGGAGCAGAGAGGUGGAGGAAAGCCUCAGGGAAAAGUUCCUUGCUGCCCCGCCUGUUUUCAGACAGACCAGGAAGGUGUGCAGCUUCUUCAAUUGUGACUCGAGUUACUCUACAAAAGUGUCUUGUUGCCGAUGCAACUCUCAGAUGGGGAAAAACUUCCAGGGAGAUUGUUCUGACGCAUCCAGUCAGGAUGAAGAUAUAGAAUCAUACAGCCAGGGGCACAAGAAAAAGCAUGGACUCAAGAGCUCAAGCCAAUGUCUGUCUUGUGCAAAAGGCCCUCAGGGAGAGAGUCGAAGGGGGACUCAUACGGCCGAGCUGAGUGGUCCAGCAGAAAGGAGGAAGAGAGGCUGCACCCUGAGGAGCAUGCCAGAAUGUGAACAGGACGUACAGAAGAGAAGCCACCCAGUCACCAAGACUAAUAACAGAGUCCCGCCCACUGACAGAGACAUUGCAAAGGGAUCCUGUGUGACCAACGGUAAUCUGGUACCCACUGCUUUGUCUCAAAAGAAAGGUUUGGUUGCAGUUGAGGGUUCUGGUCUGGACACGUUUGGUGAAACCUCAUCAGAGAGCUACAGUUCUCCAUCAAGUCCUCAACACAGAGGAGCAGAGAGCCUGGAAAGUGAGGAUGAUAACAACAAAGAUACUGACAGCCACUCUGACGACUCCUGCAAAGUCCCCGACAUGCUCUUGGCCCAGCAGACUGACCCAAGCUCAGCGGAGAAGGUCAUGUCUGUACAUCCUUUACCUCCUAACAACCACACAGCCCUGAUGGACUUCCCAAGCCUGGAGAACAACAUGCAGUUUCCCCGUCUUUCCUUAAUGCAUCGUCUGCCUUAUGUGCUCCCUAAUGGUGCCUGUGACCAUCCACUUGCAGUGCCUCCGCCUCCCAGCCAAAGCGAUGGAAAGCCACCUUCUGGUCCGAUGGUUAUGCAGAUGCCUCCAGUUCAGUCAGGCUCUGUAGAACCAGAGAAAAGGGACAUCAUCCCAAAUUUUGGGAUCCCAUCUAUUGGUUUCCAACUAUUAGGAGGUACUGGUGUGCAGCCUGUGGUCCAAAGGUUCAAAACAUCUUUGCCGCAUAGCCAAGGUGGUCAUGAUGGAGUAUCAGGGAGCACUUCUACUGCUGUCACUUCACAGCCUGCUCAGCAAGCCCCGGUGCGAGGAGCCAUGAGCGUGUCAUCUUACUCCGCCCCUCCGACGACGCCUCUUUCCUGUCAGGACGCGGCCGCUAUGACUCCGGGAGAGACUCCACAACCCAAACACCCACACACCCAGACCUUAUCUUCUGGUCUGCCGUCUCCUUACGCCGUGCCGGUUGGAGGUGCACCUGCCGCUACUGGAACGGUUUCUUCUCCUGGACACGUGCAAGCUGCUGUUCCUCCAGCCGUACCCACACACACCCCGGGCCCCGCCCCCAGCCCCAGCCCAGCACUUACUCACAGUACGCCACAUAGCGACUGCAUGUCAUUCAGCAACACCAGUGCUUCCUGUGGAAGUGCCCCUCUUGCUUUCCAGCAAACCCACCACCAAGUCCCGCCCCAGCAGCCGGCACCGCAGCAACAGCUGAUGGGCUGCGGGACCUGCGGCUGCCACAACAACUGCGGCGGCCGAGGCAGCAGCAACAGCGUGAGCGGGUGCCAAGCGCCAUUGUUCUUCCCCAACUACCAAAUGGCGGCGGCGGCGGCAGCAGCGGCACGCCAGGUUGUUCCACCGCCUCUAUUCCAACUCACAAGCCUGUGCAUCAACAGCUACCUCACCCAGGGCCAGCAGCCGCCCCACCAGGCCAACGGGGGAGCCUCCAUGCCCGCCUUCUACCCCACGGCGCUACCCCCUGGCCAUCCGUCGGUCUACGGCCCCCUCCACUCGCAUUCUCACAGCCACGCCGAUGUGCCGUCACACAUGCUGAGCACGCAGGUGGUGGCGGCCGCGGCGGCCGCGAGCUACAACCUCCAGCAGCAGAUGACGCCCGCCGCUUCCUUUUUCCAGCGUGUUUACCAGCAGGCCUACCCAAAUCCCCUCGGGAUGCUCCCGACUGCGAACCCGGGGGGCGGCGGCAUUAACAAGAAAAACGGGAGCAUGUCUUGUUGCAACUGCGGCGUCACCGGACACUACGCUCAGGACUGCAACCAGCCCUCCAUAGACUCCUCGCAGCAAGGUAGCUUCCGGUUAAGGUACUCGGCUUCCCACGUUUCAGAAGCACUUGACAGCGCUUACUGAAAAAGUCAAACCAUGAAGAUGUUGUUUCCACGGAGAUGGUAAACUGUGUGUGUGCGUGUGUGUGUGUGCGGUUGAAAAACACCCCAAACCUGACCUGCUAGGGGCUCGGCGGACAAAUCUGAAGACGGUUGUGCCUGAAUUGUCUCAUGAGCUCACAAGUCCUUUCCUUUCAGUUGAGUUUGGAUGUUUUUUGCACUGAGCGUUGGGAAACAUUUAACUUAUUACUUGAUUGUUGGUAGCGUUAAGAGAACUUUUUAAAGUGACCAUCAGCCUGGACGACAACCAUAAAAACACCAUAUUUAUGCUUUUGGUCAUAGGAAGGUUUUACUCCAUAAUCAAAGUUUCACGUUAAGAAGAGGUUCUGUCUUUUGACUUCGCUUCGUUUUUGAUUGUCCGCCUCAUUUAAGGAUGGGAGAUGUCAUCGCCACUCAACGGCUGUGUCUCAAAUCGGAUACUUCCUUCAGUACACUUACAUCAGUAUGCCGUGCACUUUGUGUACUUACUUACUUACUGUGUGCUCACAUUGUGUCAUUAUGUCAGUACACUUACAUGAGUGUUGACCUACACGGAUUACUUUUGUCGCUUACUUGAUAUGCUUGUCUCCUUCAGUACACUUAAUAGCUAUACUAUGUGUACUUAAUUCCCGAGUGUGCAAAUUUUGUCUGUGCAGUGCUGUCCGAAAUGCUUUACUGUCAAAGUGCACUUUCUGGAAAUGAUGUCUCAAAUGGAAUACUGUAUUUUUUUCAGUACCCUUAACUUGAUACACUGUGCGUGUGCAGUGUACUUAGUCCCUGCAUCUGUUCUGUACCAGAAAUGUACCAAAUCUAUUACUGUCAAUAUGCAAUUACUAGAAAUUGUACAAAAUGGAAUACUGUACUUUCUAUAGAACACUUACAUAGGUACAAAGUGUACUUAGUUCCUGUAGUGCUGCCCCAAAUACAUAACUGUCAAUAUGCACUUAGCGAAAAUUAUUUCUCGAAUGGAAUACUGUAUUUUUUUCAGUACCCUUAACUUGAUACACUGUGCAGUGUACUUGGUCUCUGCAUCUGUUCAUGCGCACUUACCAGAAAUGUACCAAAUCCUUUACUGUCGAUAUGCAAUUACUAGAAAUUGUCUCAAAUGGAAUACUGUACUUUCUUUAGAACACUUACAUAGGUACACAGUGUACUUAGUUCCUGUAGUGCUGUCCCAAGUACAUAACUGUCAAUGUGUACUUAGCGAAAAUUAUUUUCUAAAUGAAAUACUGUACUUCAGUACAUUUACAUAGGGACUAAGUACACAGUGUACCUGAGUGUCCAAAUUAUGUCAGUGUUAGUGCUUGUCCUAAAUCAAUUUUUUUUGUUCAUGGGCACUUACUGUGUACACUGUGUACUUAGUUCCUGUGUCUGUUGAGUACUAUAAAUCUAUAUAUGUUGGCAGGUCUGCACUUAAAUGAAAGCCACGGCCCACCCAAAUCCAUUACUGUUGAUACGCACUUACUGAAAGUUACAUCUCAAAUGGAAUCCUUUUGUCAGUACACUUAAGUAGGUACACUGUGUAAUGAGUUCUUAAGUGGACACAGUUUAACUGUACUGCUGUCAUCGUAGACUUAGCCACCCUUCUGCUAUGUACGUAAGUACGCAAGUAAGUGCUCAUCACUGUGAAGUCACCAAUGCUAUUAUGGUCGUUUUGGCGCUGCAUUUUGUGUACUAAGUAUGAACACACUUACACGUCCCUUAGUAUGGAAGUGCAUGAAUUGAGACACAGCUAAUGAGGUCAUAGUUGAAGGUAAUCGCUGCUUUGAACUCGUGUUAUUUUAACAUUAUUUGACAUUGUUUUAUGUGCACUACAACUUAGGAGAUGGCGAGGGUGGGGGGGUAUUGAGUGUGAGCAUUUCAAGCAAGGCUUUAUUCUGGCCUGAAGAUACUGUAAAACUACAGUAAAUAGGAAAAUGUGUUCUUACGUAGUCCAAUAAAUACGUACCAGUCAGCUAAUUUGAGCUCUUUGCCUUCUAGAAUACAAGAUUGUUUUGCUGUGUGUACUUGAACGCCAACACUUUCCGCUAAACUUGCGCCUGAAAUAACAAAGUGUCUGGUAAACACCUUGUGUGUCUCAAAUGGACACUAUGUUCUUGUUGGUGUCAGUAAGUGUGCCAAUUGAGACACAGCACUAAGUAUCUAAAACUAGCAUGCUAAAUAGUCCUUUUAGAGACACUUGAUUAAAACACUGAAGCUUUACAGCAGUCAUGUCAUUUGAAAUCGCGUCUUUAGGCUUGAGUGGGUUUAUGCCAUCCAUUUGUUGUUUUUGUUUUUACCACUUAACCUGUUAAGGGUUGUGAGGAAGCUGGAACCUAUCCCAGCCGCCAGACUACACCAUGGAUUGUCUCCAGUCAGGCACAUAGCCAAGCAUACAGUCACUGAGCGGGACCGCAUCCCAGCCAUGUCAACCACUACGCUAUACACGCGCUAACUUAAGUAUUCCAGAAUAAAGUCGCGUACAUACGUGAGGGGUCGCUCUUGUAUCCCGCUCAGUGCAAAUGUUUACUGUACUCUUUGAUACUGGAAGGCCUGAUAUAUUUCUAGAGCAGAAUUUGGAUUUUAUGCAAACUGUUUUCAUUUCAAUUAAAAGCAAUAAAUGAGAGAGAAGAAAAAUGUCUCAUUUUGUGAACUGCAAUCUCAAUUCAUGAACUGCAAAUUGGAUUUUUUGUUUAUAUCAAGUUUUGGGAAAUGUCAUGAU
This is a messenger RNA of Doryrhamphus excisus (bluestripe pipefish), 6189 nucleotides long. It is a transcript of the gene zcchc2, whose product is annotated as zinc finger, CCHC domain containing 2. NCBI's taxonomy places the organism in Eukaryota, Metazoa, Chordata, Actinopteri, Syngnathiformes, Syngnathidae. Gene Ontology annotation, molecular function: nucleic acid binding; zinc ion binding. The record is from RefSeq and is a predicted model, not a curated record.